Acanthoscelides obtectus is the source of this 594-nucleotide messenger RNA. NCBI's taxonomy places the organism in Eukaryota, Metazoa, Arthropoda, Insecta, Coleoptera, Chrysomelidae. The record is from the annotation of a GenBank genome assembly.
AGGAAAGUGACACAUUUUGUUUUAUGACGAUUUUGAUAAUAAGUAAUGGAUUUGAAUACCAAAGCUCCACUAACUCAACAAACAAGGCUGUUAAUGCAAUUGUCUGCAGAAAAUGGACUCAGUGAUCUUGAAAAUGUGGGAAUAUAUGGACAAUCAUCAGAAACUGGAUCUGGCAAAAACCACGCAGCACCUAAUUUACUACCUCCAACGGAUCUAACUUGUGAGGGAGAAAAUGCGUUACCGCAUUUCAGAGAUGCUACAGAGAUUGUAGAUUCAUUCUUGACAGCUAGCCCAUCAAAAAUAAACGAUCAACUGAUUGAUCUCGAAAAUGGCCUGCUUGAUUCUCUAGGCACAGAAAAGGGCGAAGAGAUACAUCAUACUGAUCACCAGUCCAGAGACACAUUUUCAAACAUACGAGAAGCUCAAAAUAUAGAAGUGGAGUUCGACGAUAUUGAAUCACCCUGUGAUGACUCCGAUGCAGACCCAGACUACGUUUUGUCUGAAUCGGCAGAAUCUUCUUCCCCCGAGUUAUCAAAUUUCGGAGAGCCCAAAGCAAAGAAGCCCGGAAGAAGAAAAAUGGAUGUAGAUGCUUGA